GUCUCACCCAGUGAGCUUCAUGACCGAGUGGGGGAUUUUGAACCCAGGCCCCCCAGCUCCUAGUCCUGGGAACUGUAGUUUUCCUCGGAGUUACAAUUCCCAGCACCCUUAACAAACUACAGUUCCCAGUGGGGGUUUUUUGGGAAGGGAGUCAUAUGCUUUCAGCGUCCUUUAUUUAUUUUACUCAUUUAUCACAUUUCUAUCCCACCUUUUCCUCCCAAGGAGCUCAAAUUGGCCUAUAUGGGUCUUACCCAGUGGGCUUGAUGGCCGAGGGGGGCGGAUUUGAACCCGGGACUCUAACCAGUGCACCGCACUGCCUUUCAUGUGCCGGGAUUGCUUCAACAUACGCUGCAAUUCCCAGCUGACGCGUAAAGAUGAACCCGUGCGGUUCCCAUAGGAGUUUUACUCCCGGGGAAGGAAACGUGCGUGCAUUGCAUCGCUGGGAUCCAGUCCUUUGCAAUCGCCCGGCCCCUCCCCUCUGCGCCCUGCCCUCUUGUCUCCUUUAAGAGGAGGAGCUGGGCCGGGCAGCUGGGAGGUUAUUUGGAGCCCAUGUGACGCGACGCUGCUCGGCUUCUUAGUAGCGGAGACUCUGGCCUGGCGUCGGAUUCAAGGCGGGGAGCGCUGGGAGUGAAGGCGAUCCGAGAGACCCGGGGCUUCGCUGCCGCCUUCGUCGUCCACGGAGUUUGCAACCCACCCCGAGGUACAUGCUCCGAGCUCGUGUGCAUGCACGCACAGAGAGAGAAAAAGAGACUUGCAAUAUUGCUCGCAAGACUCUUUGGCCGCUUUGUUCAGGGUAGGAGGAGGAAAAAGAACCCAACUGUCCUGCAACCGCAGAGUUGACGAUAAGCCUUAUUUUGCAACCCCUGCCAACAAAACCUCUGAUCCAUGAGCAGGCUUCGGGAGGAAUAAUAAAAAAAAAAUCUACCUCGGAAUGGUGUGCCCCGGAUUUGUUGGGAGGUAAGACCGGAAAGUGGUGGGAUAUGUCCGCGAAAGGGAGUUGUGUUUUCCCCCCUACCCCUCCCUGUUCCUGUAAACUUGGAGUCUCUUGAUUCGGAGUCGCUGCCCCUUUAGCUGCGUGUGAAUGCAGAAGAGUUUUCAUCCUCUCCGGAUCAAUGGAUUCGCUGAGUGUUUGACUCGCCCUGAUGUUGUUGUAAGGGGCUGAAAGCUCUUUAGCAAAAUAAAAAUGCCCUUUUGGUUAUUUCUUUGCUUUUGAAAUGGCAUAAUGUUGAGACAGCAGUCUUGGGGACACUUCCUUGCCUCUUAAAAAAAUCCUGUCCGUGUGUCUUUUUUACUAAGUAAGUACAGGAUCGUGGUAUGAAUCGUCUUGCAGAAAGAAGUGCGGCUGUGGGAUAAUUUUGGAGCUGACAAACCCUGGGAUGGCCUUAUGUAUGUUCCAAAAAGUUGAGCAAAUUGGCGAUUUGGUGUGUGUGUUUGUUAAAAGCCAGGAAAAACAUUUAUUUCUUCCUACUCCUGGCUGCCUGUAUAACCGAUUCCUGAAAGCCACAAUCCAGCACUUCUAGGAAGCUGCUUUCUUCUAAGUCAGAUCUUUGCUCAGUAUUGUCUACUCUGGCUGGCAGCUGUUCCUCUGGGGCUUCUGUCUUCCCAGCCCCGCUUGGAGAGGCUGAGAAUUGUACCUUUGGCAUUCAGAGCCAAGUGUUUUCCUGCUGAGCCACAGUUCUUCUCAUUGGGAGUUUUGAUUCCCAUUGAUCAUAGACCCUCCCAUUGAAAUUGUAAUCGGAAAGGGUGACAGCUGGAUCUCACUCUGGGCGUGUGGUUUUUAUUAGAUCUUUGCACGACUAGAAGUGGCAGCGCUUUGACAGAUAUUUCAGGCAUUCUCAAGGUCUCUUAAAACAGUUGCUCUUACAGAAGCAAACUUAACUUGACUCUCAGAUGCUCAUGUGGGCACUUUCCCCCCUUUCUGCCUGCUCGAUCUUCCCAUCAACCUUGCGAGGUAGGCCUCUGGGGAGCCACCGUUCGCACCGGUGUCUGGUUUCUGCAUCCUAUCUGGAACUGGCCUCCUUGAGAAAACACUUCUGAAAAAGCAUUUGGUGCCAUCGUCAUGUUUCCCAGACCCUGGGAACCUUCCAAACUUCGGAUGCUUUUCCAUUCUCUCUGUACAUCUGGAGAAUGACUUGCCACAGGCCACCCACCAAGCCACUGGGCUGAGCUGGGGAUCCAGCUGCCCUGCUGCUGAAUCCCUAUAGAAAGGGGCUCGGAAAUAUCUCCGUGGGGCUUGCUUGUUUGGGGCAGGAGUGGAGUGAAGGGAGGAGAACAACCAGCAUUUGAAAAGUUGGAGCCUGCCUGAUUGCUUUUGCAAAAGCGUUUGCUGUUACCCAGGAGCUCCAGAUGUUUUUGUUUAGACCGCAGCUCCCAUCAGCCUGGGGCCUGUUCUUCUGCAUCCUUUACCUGUGUCUCAAAUUCAGCUCAUGGGGCAGCUGUGUAGCUUGGUGGCAGAGCACAUGCUUUUCAUGCAGAAUGUCCCACUUCCAAUCCCCUGUCUCCCCAGGCAGGCCUGGGAGAGACUCCCUGUUGGAAAGCCUGGCGAGCUGCUGCCAGUCAGUGCAGGCAGUGCUAAGCUAGAUGGUCAGAGGUCCUGACUUCUCCCAGCAGUUCUGCGAGACAGAGAGGUUGCAGUGAGCGAUUUGCCUGCUCUUGCGCCCUUUAUGACCCCCUCCCCCCGACUUUGCUUCUUUCUCCGAAGUGUGUCGGGGGUGGAAUCCCUAUUUUGUAUGUCCAUUUCUAUUAAUCAGGUUAGCUUUUAGUUGAUUGAAUUUGACUGGAUCUGCAGGUAAGGGUUGUUGUUUUUUACAAAAAGGUUCAGAAGCAGAAAUCAUAAAAAAGGUGUUUACACCACAGGUAGCCAAUGUGGUGACUUACAGGUGUUGCAGGACUACAACUCCCAUAUCCCCUGACUAUUGGCCACACUGACUGGGGCGGAUGGGAGUUGUUAGUCCACCACCAUCGGAAAGGUAGCAGAUUCCCUCGCUGCGAGAAGCCGAGUUACAGGGAACCAGGCAGAAGGCCUUCUCGGUAGUGGCACCCGCCCUGUGGAACACCCUCCCACCAGAUGUCAAAGAGAAAAACAACUACCAGGCUUUUAGAAGACAUCUGAAGGCAGCCCUGUUUAGGGAAGCUUUUAAUGUUUAAUAGGUUAUUGUAUUUUAGUGUUUUGUUGGAAGCCGCCCAGUGUGGCUGGGGAAACCUGGCCAGAAGGGCAGGAUAUAAAUAAUAAAUUAUUAUUAUUAUUAUUAUUAUUAUUCUUUCCCGGCCAUGUUUAAUUAAAUUAAAAGCCAGAGCAGGCACUCGUGCAGAGACACAACAGCGAGCCUCCUUUUUCUGGAUGGUGCUCCCAGCUCCAAGGAGCCUUUAGACCAGAACCUGUGGACCCUCUGGGUGCUGCUGAACUAAAACUCGCACCAUUCCUGACCAUUGAGCAUGCUGACUGGGUAUGAUGGGAAUUGGAGUCCAACAUUAGGAGAUCCAAAGUUCCCUACUCCUAAUUUAGAUGGUGAAUAUACAUGUCUUAAAUAUAUUGUUGAGGAAACACAUUCCUUUAUAGAUGUGAAGGCAGGGAUGCCUCUUCUAGGAUGGUGCUUACGACCUGCAAUACCUUGAAUUACUUGCAUGGGGGGGGGGAAUCUGCCUGAUUUUAGGGGAGCUUCUUGAAAGUUUUUUUAUAUGCACCUAGUAGCUGAAGUGUUUUAAAACAUCACAGCCCUAUCCCCGCCCUCCCCACCAUAUUACAUAUUUAGAGAGAAUAUAUAUUGUCUUUCUCAUAAAAAUACAUUUGUUUUGUAAAAAAGAAAAACAAACCAUAGUGUGGAAAACCAUAGCUUCUGCCUUUGAGGUGUGUGUUCAAUGAAAGUAUUCUGCUAGGACCCAACGCUUUGCCAGUGGUGUCUUUCCCAACCUGGUGCCCUCCAGAUGUUUCAGAAGUGAGCGCCCAUUGGGGUGGGUGAUUUCUGGUUUGCUACAUCGCGAUAUAUCACCAGCUAAACAUGGUUCAGUGGAACAAUGUAGAGGCGAGUCCAUCAACUGUGUCUGAGGCUGAUGGAAGUUGUGGUCCAAAACAUCUGCACCACAUCUGGCUGGCCUGGCCCUGCACGUAGUAUAAGGAAGACUGAUCUGUCAGCUAGGAUGCUUCCUGUUCAGGUCCUGUUCAUGCUGCCUUGUCGACUGAAUUUGUGCCAGUUGCUCUCAGCAGUACAACAGCUUUAUAGGUAUUGAAGCCAUGGCAUGUGAAGGAGUCCAAACCACUUGAAAGAUAAGGGGACAGAGCAUCUGCUUUGCAUGCAGAAGGUCCCAGGUUCAAACUCCAGUGUUUCCAGGUAGGGCUGGGAAAGAGUCCUGGCUGAAACCCUGGUGAGCUGCUGCCAGCCAGUGUAGACAAUAUUGAACUAGAUGGACAACUUGCCUGACUUGGUAUAAGGCAGUUUCCUAUGUUCCUUGAAGCCAGAUGCCCAAAUCACUACCUCUUUCUCUCACCUUCCAAACAUUAAUCUGCGAACUUCCCUGAGACCCCCAGGUAUAGGGCGGUAUAUAAAAUCAAUUAUUAUUAUUUAAUUAAUAAAUACCGUAUUUUUCUGUGUAUAACACGCCCCCAUGUCUAAGAUGCCCCCCCCCCCUAUUUUGGGGGACUCCAAAUUGAGAAAAUGGAGGGAGAUUGUAUCCAUGUAGAAGACGGCCCACAAUUUUGAAAAGAAAUUUUAAAUAAAAAAACCUAGUCUUAUACACAGAAAAGUAUGGUAAUUUACGACCUUGUAGCCUUAAGAGAGAGGAGUCAAGCGCAUGAUACUUCUUGUGAAAAUCUGGCUUCUAAUUUUUUUUUUUUAAAAUUGCCGUUCUGCUGUUGGAUUGUCUCUAACUUUUAAGUCCUGCUCCAAGUAGACCCAUUGAAAUGAAUGGGCUAGAGGUGGUUCCUGGCCAUUCAUUUUGAGGGGUCUGCUAGUGAGUAGGACUAGCAGUGAGUACAGCCGGUUGUCUCACCCAUCUUGCAGUGCUGACCUGAUGAAGGUGCCAGAGGCCAUUCUUCUCGUGAGAAAUUUGCAGCUGAGGGUUGGGAGGGCGCCCUGUAAUUGUCCCCAACGAUUAGCUGCAGGGUUGAGCAACAGCAUGCUUCUUUUUAUCGGCAGGCCGAAGCAAUUAGCAUGUUGCAGAGAAACACUUCCCAGCCAGAGGUCAGGGCGUUCUGCAGGUGAGAUCGCUUCAGCUUUCAGAGUAAAACAGAAACAAACAAAAGUCCGACCUCGAAGGGAGAGCAGUAUUUAUUUAGUAUGUGUGCUGAGUCACAGAGGGGUCCCGGUGACAGGUCUAAGAAAUCUUCUAGAGAAAGUAUGCCAUGCAGCCAAUUUCGCAAUGCGCCCAAGUCACAGCAGCACAGGAAACUUGCCUUCUAUUGAGUCAAGCGAUUGGUCCAUCUAGUUCAGUGUCAACUACACUGACCAGGAAUGGUCCUUUCAGCUGGGGCAGAGAAAUCCUGGUUCUGAGAGCUGCCUGGGAAGCUGGCGUGUUGUACGUUUACUUACAAGCGCAGGGGCGUCUCUGGCCCUCCAAGCCUUUCUCUGUGGCCCCUGGAGUUCUCUCCAGGCCACGCCCCUCGUCACACUCUCCAUAGGAACCUAGGAAAAGCUUGACUUAGACCCUUGGUCCAUCCAGCUAGCUCUAUUGGGGGCAAGAGAAUCCAGCGAGAACUUUCUCUUCCUGUAACUUCAGGUCUGGCAGUAGACGCAUUUAACUAAAACCUGAAAAGGCCUUUGUCUUAGAGUUGGAGAACAGCAUGUCUUAUCCAAGGAACAAGACAAGUGUGCUAAUUUAUUACUAGGAAGCAAGAUGCGAUCUUCGGUUCGUUCUUUCUCUCUCUCUCCCUGUCCUGUCCCGAACCCAGAUGACCCCGGUUUCCUUGUGUGACUUGCAGGGCCUCUAAUUGCUUCUGUGCCUGGUUUCCCCUCUUCCUCUAUACUGUCUUGUGCAAUGCAUGGCUCUGGGCGGGGCAUGCACCCUCCUCCAGCGCACCAUGUGCAAUGCUCAGUGCAAGUGGCGCUCUUAAACCUGUCGGAUGACCUGCUCACAUCAGCAGAUGGGGUGGCAUAGGCGUCAGGCCAAAGGAGGUCCAUGUAGCCAGGGACCCUGUCCUCACAGUCGCCAGCCACAUGCCCCAGUGGGAAGGAGGACCUGAGCGCAUCAGAAUUCUCCCCACCUGUGAUUUUCAGCAAGCAGGGUUCAGAGGCACAGAGUGCAGGUUGAUCAAACAUAGCCAUUGUGGUCCGUAGAUUUCUCCACGGACCUCUGUAAUCUUCCUUUAAAGCCAUCACUACAUGUCAAGGGAGGAACGCGGGUGGCACUGUGGGUUAAACCAUAGAGCCUAGGACUUGCCGAUCAGAAGGUUGGCGGUUCGAAUCCCCGCAACGGGGUGAGCUCCCCUUGCUCGGUUCCAGCUCCUGCCAGCCUAGCAGCUCGAAAGCAUGUCAAAGUGCAAGUAGAUAAAUAGGUACCGCUCCAGCGGGAAGGUAAAUGGCGUUUCCGUGCACUGCUCUGGUUCGCCAGAAGUGGCUUAGUCAUGCUGGCCACAUGACCCGGAAGCUGUACGCCGGCUCCCUCGGCCAGUAAAGCGAGAUGAGCGCCACAGCCCCAGAGUCGGUCACGACUGGACCUAAUGGUCAGGGGUCCCUUUACCUUUACCUUACAUGUCAAGGGAGUGAAUUCCGUAACUAUGCGCUGUGCUAAAAAACAAAAGCCUGUCAUGGAUUUCCCACAGUUCAUCUUCAUUGAAUGAUCCUAAUCUUAUGACGGAGAAGCACGUCUCUCCGUUUUUCAUGUUGAUCUUUACUAAACCUUCAUUGUGUGGGUGUGUCUGUCCUGACCUGUUUAUUUAUAACCCAUCUAUUUCUCCAAGGAGCUAAAGGUGGAGUGCAUGGUUCUCCCUCUCCUCAUUUAAUCCCCACACAACAACCCUGUGAGGCAGGGAUUGGCCCAAGGUUGGCUCAGGGAGCUUCAUAGCCAGUCAGGGGAUUUGAAUCCUGAUCUCCCGGGUCCCAGUCCAAUAAUGCAACCACUGUACUUUAAUAAAACCUAUGGGGGAAAACCAAAACAAACUCCAGCUCCCAGAAUCCUUUUGGGGGAAGCCAUUGCCGCUGCUUAAAGUCACAUGACAUUGUUUUAAGCAUAGAGUGCAGAUAGGCAACUGGAAGGGGUUUAAAGUAAGAGCCGCGCUUCCAUGGAAAAGCAAAAGUGGGGGGAAUGUUUGGUGGGUGUUUGGAGGCUGCGGCUGACACGUUCCAAACGAAUUUCUGUCUUUUCUCUUCUUGAUUCUUAAAUGCCCACUUAUGGCAAGGAAUCGUGCAUGCCAGACUCAAUAGUGCAGCAGCCAUGAACAGUGACUCUGUUGUGCCAUCUGCAACUUUGGCUGUGCUCUUGUGUUGUUUUUUUGGCAGGGGGAGGUUUGUUCAGUCUUGCUUCAAUGCAUCCCUGCAGAAGAACGCAAGAAGAGCCUGCUGGAUCAGGCCAGUGGCCCAUGCAGUUCAGCAUCCUGUUCUUUCAAAGGCCGUGCAGGUUUCCCACUGAAACAUCUGGACCUGAUCAGAACACAUCACUCUCCCCUGGUUUCCAGCAUCUGGUAUUCGGAAGCUUGCCUGUCUCCAACUACGGAGGGUAGAGCUUAGCCAUCCUGGCUAGUAGCUGACUAUAGCUUUCUCCAUGAAUUUGUCUAAGCCACCCUGAUUAGUGGCCAUCCUUGUGGGAGGGAGUUCCACAGUUGAACAAUAAGUCAUUUUUUUCAUCUGUCCUGAAUCCUCCAUUAUUCAACCUCGCUGGAUGUCCAAAAUUUCUUGUGUUAUGAUAGAGAAAUAAAAACUUGCUCCCCAUCCACUUUCUCUGCGCUGCCACCUCUUCUAUCAUGUCAUCUCUUACUUGCCUUUGAAUCUACUUAGAGAUGCAACAGGCUUGGAAUAACUAUCAAACUAAGCUGGGGGUUCCCAAAACUGUGGUUCAGAGACCACCAAUGACCCACAAGCUUCAUUCAGGGGGUCUGUGGCACGCCUGCAUCAAAUAUUUGUAUUAGAUUUCUUAUACCUUGAAUUUCAUUGCAUCACAAUUUGAUUUGCGGGAUGCACAUUGUAAUGCGAUAAGACUGCAAUAUAUGGGAAAUAAAAGGAGCAAUAAAAAAUGCAGUUAGAAAUCAUACAGUUCCUAGCACCGAGUGUUACAACUGUUGCAUCAAGCGGCAAAAUUGUUAAGUCGUCCACUAAGACCACCUGCAAUUUUCAAGUGCUUUGUGGGCGCAGAAAAGUUUGAGAACUGCUAGGCUAGGUCAUUUUUUUAAAAAAUUGUUAGCUGAGUGUCCUCUCCCCUUGGUUUUGCUUUUCUACAAAGGUUUUUGGUGGGAGGCAUUCGCACAAUAGAAAAUAGUCCACUGUAGACAAAACAAUGAAAUGGUAUGUCCUUUAUAAUAAUAAGCAGCAAGAUAUUUUUAAAAGGAACAUCAACAGGUGGUUGUGAUGGAGUUCUAUCGCAAACAUCUGCAGAUGCGUCAGGGAUAUUAAUUAGAAGCUAAUGUGAAUUCCGGAGGGGCCAUAGCUCAGUUGAUAAAGCAUCUGCUUUGCAGACAGAAGGUCCCAAGUUCAAUCCCUGGCAUCUCCAGGUAGAACUCGGAACAUCUCCUGCGUGAAACCCUGGAGAGCUGCUGCCAGCCAGUGUAGGCAAUACUGAGGUAGGUGGACCGACAAUCUGACUCGGCAUAAGGCACCUUCCUAUGUUCUUAAUAAAUAUGGUGUUGAAAGACUAAAAGAGAGCAGCAAGCCAGGUGAAUCAGCAGCCCCAAGCAGUGUGGGACAGUCCUGGCACCACCACCAAGAAGCCAUUGCCUAUUGUGCCUCAGCUCUAUGAAUGCCAGUUUUUGUGUGGUGCAUGGACUGCUCUGCAGAUCCUUCUGCUAGACUUUGCAACAAAUUACAUCAAGCAGCUUUUCUUCUGGUUAAUGCCUCCUGCUAAACCAUGGUUUGUUUAAGCUGUGGUUUAUUUUAACAGACCAUGUUUCUCCAGGGUUUGGGUCGUUUUCCAGCUCCUCAUGCCUUUGUAGCUUGGCGUGAGUCUGUGGCAGGAUGGGGGGGACAUUGUUAAGAGAUGGUACUGGGUUCACGUGUAACAACUCAGCCACAAUUAGGCAAAUCAAGACUCAUCAACUGACAACAAGCCAUGGUUCUUUAUGCGCCCCCUCGCCCAGCUUGUCCGGAGUUUUGGGCUGGGUUGCCAUCAGUAUGCCGAUGACACCCAACUCUAUCUGUUGAUGGAUGGCCAUCCUGACUCGGCCCCAGACACACUGACCAGAUGUCUGGAAGCUGUGGCUGGAUGGAUACGUGGGAGCCAGCCGGUUGAAGUUAAAUCCUUUGAAGACAGAGGUCCUCUGGCUUGGACGGGGCGAUAUGGGAUUGAGGGGGCAACUCCUAUCUCUUGCGGGGGUGCAAUUAGUGUCAGCAUCGUCCAUUAAGAGUUUGGGUGUAAUCUUCGAUACCUCCCCCUCUAUGGAGGCGCAGAUUACAGCUAUAACAAAGGCGGCAUUUUUUCAUCUCCGCCAAGCUAAGCAGCUGGCUCCUUAUCUCUCUCGCCCUGACCUAGCCACUGUGAUCCACGCGACGGUCACCUCCAGAUUGGAUUAUUGUAACUCGCUCUACCUGGGGCUGCCCUUGAGACUGACCCAGAAACUCCAGCGGGUGCAGAAUGCCGCGGCGAGACUCCUUAUGGGGUCUUCGCUGCGAGAUCAUAUUCAUCCGGUACUAUACCAGCUGCACUGACUCCCGGUGGAGUACAGGAUCAGGUUUAAGGUGCUGGUUUUAAAGCCCUAUAUGGCCUAGGACCCUCGUACCUACGGGACCGCCUCUCUUGGUAUGUCCCACAGAGAAAUUUACGGUCUGCAAAUAAAAACAUCCUGAAGAUCCCAGGCCACAGAGAGGUUAGGCUGGCCUCAACUAGAGCCAGGGCUUUCUCGGCCGCGGCUCCAAUCUGGUGGAACAGCUCUGUCACAAGAGACUAGGGCCCUGCGGGACCUGACAUCUUUCCGCAGGGCCUGCAAGACAGAGCUGUUCCACCAGGCCUUUGGUCAGGGCGCAGCCUGACCCCCUCCUCUGGCAAUCUGCACAGAAUUUUGCUUAGUGGUUGCCAUCAAUUUGAUUUUAAUUAAUUUUAUAAUGAAUGUUUUUAGAAUGCUGGAUUAUUUUGAUUGUUGUUAGCCGCCCUGAGCCCAGCUUCGGCUGGGGAGGGCGGGAUAUAAAUAAAAUUUAUUAUCAUGGGUAGGCAAACUAAGGCCCGGGGGCUGGAUGAGGCCCAAUCGUCCUCGGCUGGUGGAUGGUCCAGGAAUCAGCAUGUUUUUACAUGAGUAGAAUGUGUCCUUUUAUUUAAAAUGCAUCUCUGGGUUAUUUGUGGGGCAUAGGAAUUCGUUCAUCCCCCCCCAAAAUAUAGUCUGGCCCCCCACAAGGUCUGAGGGACAGUGGACCAGCCCCCUGCUGAAAAAGUUUGCUGACUCCUGGGCCUAAGCUAUUGGGCAGGGUUCAUGUAUGGCACUAAGCUGUAGUCUAACAAACCAUUGUUUAGUGUGGCAUGCAAACCAGGCAACUUGAUUGGUUGGCAGGCUCACCAUACUUCCAUUUUAAGUCUCCCCCUUAAGAAUAAAUGAUCCCACUGUUUGUGGAACAGAGGCUUGUUUAUAGUUUAAAGUAUCCCUGAAGCAGAGCAUUAACUUGCAUGAGUCUGACCCUUGGGCCAUCUAACCCAGUGCUGUCUGCUCUGACAGGCAGCAACUCUCCAAAGUCUCAGGUAAACGGUCUUUCCUGGCACCUGUUAUAUGAUCAUCUUAACUAGAGACAAGAGGACUGAACCUUCAACCUUUGCUAUGCAAAGCAAGUGCUUUUCUGCUGCUGGGGCAAGGAGCCCAUUUACUGCUUAGCAAAGUGAAUUUCCAAGGUGAUGGAUGUGAGGUGCUAAGAGCUCUUGAAAGCUGAGCGCUUUCCUGCGGUUGCACAUGGAGCACUCGGUCAGCUUCCUGAGAACAUUACCUUUUGAGCUCCUUUCUUUUUUCUUUUUCUUUUCAAAGUAUGCAAGAUUCCAGCCUUUAUUGAUUAAAACAAAGACCUAUGGAAGCAUGUGACAGUGUGCAGGCAUGCUAAACUGAAUUCCUGCUGGAUACGAUUUUGAUGCCUUGCCCUGAGGUUAUUGGCAUCUGUCUGUCUCGACGACGGAGGAGUGCUCCUUUUGGGGGUGAAUCUGUUGGAAGGUUGCAACCUGCUGCGGAUGUAGAGGUUGAGACAGGAGAGACAUGUUUUGUUGCAGCUGGGACAGAUGAAGGUGUCUGGCUGUGCUGCUAUAGAUGCACCAUGGCAUUUCUUGUCUCUGCACUCCUCCCAGCGGUCAUUCCUCCUUCGGUCAGUAAUAAUAAGAAUGAUGUUACUUUCUGCAAAAUAAGCUGGAUUUUGCCACCUUGCCGGCACAGCUUUGUCUCACCGUUGUGCAAGAAUCUUUUUCUUGCAGUUGUGAUUGUUCUGGGCUGCCAAUGCAUGCAUGCAUCCGCCUUAAUUUUCCCCCCUUUCCAGUCCACCAUGUUCACUAAAAAAAAUAAACCUGAUCGCUGCAGCCAUCAGAAUUUCCAUUCUUUGGUUCUACAGGCACAGGUGUUGAGCAGAGCACUUUAUUCCUUUGGCUGGGGGCAUCACACUGCUGUGUAAACAGUGUCCGCUUACAGGCCAUCCCUCUAGAAUGCAAAAGGUCACUCACAGCGACGGCUUGAAAACAAGAUCAGGCAGGUUUGUGCUGUGUGGGGCUGUGGUUGUGACAAGCCCCUUAGUUUCAGGACAGGGGCUCCCACUCAGGAUGCCCUAGCCUUGGUCUUGCCCCCUGGCAAAGACCAUGUAGUUUGUCUUCUACACUGAUUUCUAUCUCAGCGGUAGUUUUACAACAGCCCUGUGAGGUAAGGCAUUAUUCUAUCCUUAGGCCCAUGAUGCAGUGCGAUUUCUGAAGCUGUGUAGGUGUGGCUCCAUAAUAGUGUCUGACAAUCUGAACUCUUUCAGUGGUUUAUCACCAUAGAUUGUGGCAUCAGUGCAGUUGGUUUCAUUUGGUAUCAUAUACCCCCUCAGUUAGCUUUCUUGACCCUGGUAUCAGGCCUUAUCCUAAAAUGCAUUCUGGAAGCCUUUCUGAUCUCUUAAGACUUUAUGUAAAGAUGAGCACAGUGAUCUUGUGUUACUAGCAAAAUUUAAUUUGUGUUUCCUAUAAGAAGAAUGGGCUCCACAUAGACUGCAGUAAGAUAAACUUUGAACUUGGCAAACAAAGAUAAUCAGUUAGUCAUUUCUCACUAGGGUUAUAUUAUUUCAACUAUCAGCUAAGUAAGGUAAACAGAAUAGCUAGCAGACAGGUAGUUGUAGGAAAUGGACGAUAGAACAAAGGAAUAUAUGUGUCAGAACAAAUUACUUAUCCAAAAUAUCUUAUAUUGCAGGCUUCCUCAACCUUGGCCCUCCAGAUGUUUUGAGACUGCAAUUCCCAUCAUCCCUGACCACUGGUCCUGCUAGCUAGGGAUGGUGGAGUUUGUAGGCAAAAAACAUCGGGAGGGCCGAGGUUGAGGAAGCCUGUUAUAUUGCAACGUUGCUGUCCAAUAAACCAACUUUAUGGGGUUAUAAGAUUAAGGGUAAACAAAUAUCUAUAAAAGAUGCAUGUCAUAACUCUAGCAAAAUGUCCCAAACCUGUUAGUAAUGUGUAGGAAUACACACGAGUGCUGGACACACAUUUAGGUUCAAACACACACCUUGUAACAGCUCUUCCAUACUUCCUCACUGGAAGCUUCCCAGGAACUGCAGAGUAUCCUCUGGAAGUAGAAAAUAGGGUUUCUUUUAAAUCAAGGGUGCGUUGUUUUUACAGCAGAAGUUCCUGAUUUUUAAGAGUAUCUGGAUAUUUUGCGUGUGUGCAAAAUGGGGCAUUAGAAUCUGCUUACACAGUCCUCUUUGCCCAGGAUUGGUCCAUCUUUUCCUAGGAUUGGUCCAUCUUUUCCUAUCCUCUUGAGUAAAAGAGGAAUAUCUUGGCAAAAAAGAUAUUCACAAAGAUGUAUACCAAAAAAAAUAUCACAAAGAGGUGAGCAAGCUUUCAGGUUCGCUAGGGCUCUUUCGCAAGCUGAAUGUUAAGUAAAAAGCAGGGGGGAUAAUCUGAGAGAAGAUGAAUAUACCCAAGUGCAUGUUGGAUUAAUCUUAAAAUAAAAAGGGAGGGGGUCUCUCUCCCCCUUCCCACCCCACAUUUUGCUUAACUUCCAGCUUGACAAAGACUCCAGAUGAGCUCUGAAGCUUUCUUCUUUUAGGAUUCUUUUUAGCUCCUCCUUGCUUGAUGGGUCUGGAUUUUUCUCUUUCUCUCUGUAAUGAGCCAAUACAGAUAAUUUUGUUAUCUCUCCCUACCUGGCAUCGUAAUUUUCUGUAAUUGAGUUGCAUAACAUUGAAGGCUGAUGAAGCAACCUUUUUGGAGUGUGAGUCUUCUGCCCGGACUUCUUGCCUUGAGUCCUCUGGGGGCAUCCUCUUCGCCUGCUGUUUUGGUAGCUUUCUGACAUUCUAUAGUCCGUAGAUUGUGUGGGAAGAAGGGCUGGUGAUGGUGCAUUGGGGUCUUCCCUCCUUGUAGAGUGUUCAUGGCCUCCUGGCCUUAAUUUUAAAUUGGCAAACCGUUUGCCACGCCCCCAACUAGGUUAGAGGCUUUCAUGCAUUAUUUGUAGGAGAUUGAUUGCGCCCUGUUUGCAUCACAUGUGCACAAAUUGGGGUUCCAAAUUCCUUUGAUUCCCUGGUUUUUUUAAUUACUGUUUGAAAGGAAUGGUUUGUUCACGUGGAAUGUGAGUGAUGGUUUGUUAACAUGGAAUGUGAGUGAUGGUUUGUUCACAUGGAAUGUGAGCGAUGGUUUGUUCAUGUGGAAUGUGAGAAAGUUUUUCAUGUGGACAUUGCACCAAGCCACGCUAAAGCUUUGGAAAACAGGAAGCAACCUUUUACUGAGCCCAGACCAUUGGCCCGUCUAGAUCAGAAGUGUCUGUUUUGAAUGGCAGCAACUUUUCAACGUUUCAGAUAAAUGUUUUCCCCAGCUUUACAUGGAGAAGUCUGGGACUUUCCGCAUGCAAAGCAGAUGCUUGACCGCUUAGCUGCAGCUGUUCCUUAGCCAUGGUUUGGUGUGAUGUCAGGACUAAGCUUAACUAAGCCCUCCUAAGUGGUUGACUACAGUAGCCUGCAAUUGAUGGUUCUUUGGUGUCGCUUAAGAGGUCAUGGCCACUGGCCAUUGGUCCCAUCACUUCCUGGCAAAUAGAAGGGGAAGGGGAAGAAAUGGAGGCAGUGAGAGAUUUUACUUCCUUGGGCUCCUUGAUCACUGCAGAUGGUGACAGCAGUCACGAAAUUAAAAGACGCCUGCUUCUUGGGAGAAAAGCAAUGACAAACCUAGACAGCAUCUUAAAAAGCAGAGACAUCACCUUGCCAACAAAGGUCCGUAUAGUUAAAACUAUGGUUUUCCCAGUAGUGAUGUAUGGAAGUGAGAGCUGGACCAUAAAGAAGGCUGAUUGCCGAAGAAUUGAUGCUUUUGAAUUGUGGUGCUUGAGAGUCCCAUGGACUGCAAGAAGAUCAAACCAUCCAUUCUGAAGGAAAUCAGCCCUGAGUGCUCACUGGAAGGACAGAUCGUGAAGCUGAGGCUCCAAUACUUUGGCCACCUCAUGAGAAGAGAAGCCUCCCUGGAAAAGACCCUGAUGCUGGGAAAGAUGGAGGGCACAAGGAGAAGGGGACGACAGAGGACGAGAUGGUUUGAUAGUGUUCUUAAAGCUACCAACAUGAGUCUGACCAAACUUGCAGGAGGCAGUGGAAGACAGGAGUGCCUGGCGUGCUCUGGUCCAUGGGGUCACGAAGAGUCAGACACGACUAAACGACUAAACAACAACAACAAGAGUAGAUGGAGUUAAUAAUAUAUAUGAUGUAUUUAUCCCAUACUGUUUUUUGUUUGUUUUUAGAAAAGCACAAUUCUACAGUCUUUGUCAAGCACGUUAAUAAUUCACUCUUGCAGAGCAUCUUUUCUACAUCUUCCUCCUCCUCCUUGUCUGGGGAGGUCAGCGGGUUAAAGCCCCCCCCCCUUAACCCCAGAAGUUCUUAAUCAGCAGCUUACGAUGGGUGCCAUGUCGCCCCACGCCAACCCCUCACUUUCAUUUUGCAAUCGUAAGGGGCUAGGAACUUGGUGGCUUUUCCUCUUUUUUUAAUUAGGCGAAAGCUGAGAUUUCUGGAAUGUGAAUUCCAGGUGCAUGCGAACCUGUGGAGGCUCCUUCAGAAACACCAGGCUGCAGCGGGACCUUCUGUGAAUUGUGCCACAAAAAAACCCCACCCAGAUUAAUUUUUUUUCACGGUGGCUAGCAGCUCACGGGUGGCUUGCGCAAAUGCCUGAGGAGACCGUCUGUAGCAGAACGUACUUGUCAUGUGGGGAUGUGCAUUCCAUGGCGCUGCAAGUUCCCCAGGGAUGUGAAUUCCAGACUCUUUAACAAUAGGAAGUGUUGCUGAUGGGUGUCUAAAACCUGGGCAUGUCUGUCCAAAUCUGUGGGUGCUCACAUUGCUGGACGCUGCCUCACCAGCCGGGUUGUCGGAAGUGGGGAGGAAUUCCACCCCCCCUCCCUCUGCACAUUCCCAGCUCAUGAUAAGGAAGAAUCCCCUUUGGCCUGUUGUUCUUGGAUGAUUUCUAAGUCCUCUUCUCACUCUUAUCCUGGUUGUGACUAAUCUGCGUGUCAGUUUCCUGAACAACUUCAAGGAGGGAUUUCCCCCCCCCCUUAAUGACCUGCCAUUGCUUAGAUUGGCCAAAAAAAAAAGCCGCCUCCCUGUACAUUUAAAAACAGGAUCAUGCUGCUUUAAGCAUCCAUGGCUUCCUUCAUUAUCAUGGGUCCCAUCACAGCACUACAUACAGUGGUACCUCAGGUUACAUACGCUUCAGGUUACAGACUCCGCUAACCCAGAAAUAGUGCUUCAGGUUAAGAAAUUUGCUUCAGGAUGAGACCAGAAAUCAUGCUCUGGCGGCGCGGCAGCAGCAGGAGGCCCCAUUAGCUAAACUGGUGCUUCAGGUUAAGAACCGUUUCAGGUUAAGAACGGACCUCCGGAACAAAUUAAGUACUUAACCCGAGGUACCACUGUAGUUCCUUGCACAGGAGGGUUGACUGUUAAAGCACUGUGAGAAUUGCGGCUUCGUUUUGUCUAUUUUCUGUACUUUUAUCCCACCUUUUUCUCAAUGGUGGCGUACAUUAUUCUCCCCGCACAUCCAGUGGUACCUCGAGUUAAGUACUUAAUUCGUUCCGGAGGUCCGUACUUAACUUGAAACUGUUCUUAACCUGAAGGACCACUUUAGCUAAUGGGGCCUCCCGCUUCUGCCGCGCCUCCGGAGCACAAUUUCUGUUCUCAUCCUGAAGCAAAGUUCUUAACCUGAAGCACUAUUUCUGUGUUAGCGGAGUCUGUAACCUGAAGCAUAUGUAACCUGAAGCGUAUGUAACCCGAGGUAACACUGUAACUUGUUCAGUCCCCACAACAACGCUGCAAGGCAGGUUAGACUGAAAGGACAUCUCUUCAUGGGCAGCCUCCCAGGGUCUGCAUGUCGGAGGAGGGUGGAGCAAGAGGCAAAAGUGGGCAGAGCAACAGAUAAUAACACCUUAACGCUUUUUGUGGUAGGUUACCUUCCAACCAUGGGACGCGGGUGGCGCUGUGGGUUAAACCACAGAGCCUAGGACUUGCCGAUCAGAAGGUCGGCGGUUCGAAUCCCCGCGACGGGGUGAGCUCCCAUUGCUCGGUCCCUGCUCCUGCCAACCUAGCAGUUCGAAAGCACGACAAAGUACAAGUAGAUAAAUAGGUACCGCUCCGGCGGGAAGGUAAACGGCGUUUCUGUGCGCUGCUCUGGUUCGCCAGAAGCAGCUUAGUCAUGCUGGCCACAUGACCCGGAAGCUGUACGCCGGCUCCCUCGGCCAGUAAAGCGAGAUGAGUGCCGCAACCCGAGAGUCGGUCAUGACUGGACCUACUGGUCAGGGGUCCCUUUACGUUUACCUUCCAACCAGGCAAAUACCAGAGGUUUGUAUGUGUGCCCACAAGCCAGAUCCAGAGGGAUGGAUGCAAGCCCCUAUGCUGUGUACACUUCAUGCACUUAAAUCACAUGGCUUCCUCCCGAAGAGUCCUGGGAGCUGUAGUUUUAUCCCUAGCAGAGCGGCACUUCCCAGCAUUCUUAAACUACACUUCCCAAAAUUCCUUGGGGCAAGUCAUAUGCUUUAGAUGUAGGGCGUGUGCACAGGCAUCCUUUAAACAGUGCUAGCAUUUUAAAUCCUGUGAUGACAAAAGCUCUUUACAAAUGGGUGUUUGUUUAUUCUCUAGCUUCCUGCCUUUCUAAACUGAUGCCCUGCAGGUGACAGAAGCAUCCCCUCCCCCCUGCUUCACCUUCGUCCUCCUCAUCCAGGUGUUGCACAGCAUUUUUUUAAAAAAUGUGACCGGACUGGUCAGGGCAGGGCUGCAACCUUACCUAACAAUGCCACUUCCUUAUUGUAUAAAAACAACAACAAAAGACUUCGUGGGUUUGGAUGGCACUUUUAAGAUGGCUUUAUUUAUUUUUUUCAGCAGCUGUGGGGAGUUUCCCAGCCUUUCCCCAGAACCCUGAAAUCUAGACACUUUAUGUAUUUAUUUGCAUUUAUAUAAUCCCGCCUUUUCCUCCAAGGAACCUAAAGUGGAGUACCUGGUUCUCCCCACUUCUCAUUUCAUUCCCACAACAACCUUGCGAGGUAGGUUGGGGUGAGAGACAGUGAGUGGCCCAAAGUCACUCACUGAGCUUCAUAGCCGAGUGGGAAUUCGAACCCCGGUCUCCCAGGUGUUUUGUCCAGCACUCUAACUGCUGCCUCACACUGUCUCCUCCUUUUUUAAACUUUUAACAAUGGUCACGUUUUUGCUUUAAGCUAGAAAACUUUGCAGUUUGGGGGUCAUGUUGUUCAUGUGUGUGCCUUCCACCCAGCUUCUGAUAUUCCAUGCCAACGCUUUGGGUGUUGCUAAGGCACAAAUUCUGGCCCCAAACCUUUCCGGAACUUGUAUUAGUUUCUCCUUGCCAUCUCCCCCCCCACCAUGGGUGUGUUUUACUUUAAUUAAUAAUAAUAAUAAUAAUAUGGAAAAGUGUUUGGCAAGAUAAAAUCACAGAUGGGACUUGGUCACUGCCUUGUUAAAGGAAGAAAGUCUAGGGACCAUCUGAACUUCUUUUACUUAGCUUAAGGUAAAGGUAAAGGGAUCCCUGACCAUUAGGUCCAGUCAUGACCGACUCUGGGGUUGUGGCACUCAUCUAGCUUUAUUGGCUGAGGGAGCUGGCGUACAGCUCAUGUGGCCAGCAUAACUAAGCCGCUUCUGGCGAACCAGAGCAGUGCACAGAAACACCGUUUACCUUCCUGCCAGAGCGGUACCUAUUUAUCUACUUGCACUUUGACGUGCUUUUGAACUGCUAGGUUGGCAGGAGCAGGGACCAAGCAACGGGAGCUCACCCCGUCAUGGGGAUUUGAACCGCCGACCUUCUGAUCGGCAAGUCCUAGGCUCUGUGGUUUAACCCACAGCGCCACCCACAUCCCCUUACUUGGCUUAGAACUCCCCUAAAUCAACUCUGUCCUUUUCUGUCUGAAACACACCCUCUAGCUCAGUAUUGUCUACACCAACUGGCAGCAGCUCUUGAGGUUUCAGGCAGGGAAGAUGCUGGGAUUUGAACUCAGGACCUUUUGCAUGUUAAGCAAGUGAAUGCAUCCAAUGAAGCUCAUGAAAACUCACGCAAUAAAUAACAUUGGGAGCAGUCUUAUACUGAAUCAGGCCCUUGGUCCAUCUAGCUCAGUGUUAGCAACUGACCGGCUGGCAGCAGCUGUCCAGGGUUUCACGCUGGGGUCUCUUCCAGCCCCUCCUGGAGAUUCUGUCAGGGAUGCAACCUGGGACGUCCUGCAUGCAAGGCUGAUUUAGUUCCCCAGAGCCACCCCACUUCCCUUCCCCCUGAAUGUAUUAUUUGGUUUUAAGGUGUCACAAGACUUUAACAAGAAGCCAAAAAGCCUGGUUUAUCGUUCCUGCGCAUGUAGUGUUCUAGCAGCCUCCAAUGCUGCAGCACCAAAACAUUUUCCGGGCAAACUCCAACCACAGUGCCAAAGUUCUGUGGCCAAGUUGGUUCUGCAAACCGGUUGUUUGUUUGGCUGCGUCUCCAGUCUGGUGUGAGAAGGCAGAUACGAAUGACAUUCCCCAAAUGCACUUGGCCAGCUCUGCAUCUCAGAGCAUACAGUUAAGUUCCCUCUGCACUUAAACCCGUGGCUGUGAAUGUGACGCCCACAAGCCUGUUUGGCAACGCCGGUGAUCGUUGCUUGCCUGCUGCUGCCUCUCUUAUGCAAGCAAGCAGAGUGAUGCCAAUGGGGAAACCGAGGCCUGCAGUGGCCACUUUCGGUGGACAGUCUUAUCAGCUUCCUGGAAAGGGCAGGGUGAGAACAAUACUGACCGUGGGUGGCUUUGGGGGUUUCUCCCCACGAGAUCCGAUAGCUGAGGGCUUGCCUCCCAUGCAAAAGGGUCCAGGAUGGAUCUCACCCGUCUCAGGAAGAGUCGGGUCAUUGGCCUGUCUGGCUCAGCGCUGUCCACACUGGCUGGCAGCAGCUCUUUGGAGUUUUGUACGGGAGGGGGGCAUUCCCAGCCAUGCCUGGAGGUGAGGGGGUGGGGGUGGAACCUGGGACUUUCUGCAUGCAAGGCAGGUGUCCUACCACCAAGCUACAACCCUAACCCACCGGUAGUGGGAUUUGGCCUUUCAUAUUUCAGCAGUGCCCUGUGCGAGGCCAAAAUGCAGUGCCCCCUGCUUCUCGCUUUCCAUUCUGCACAUGCGCUACGCCGUAGUGGCGAUGCCCUGCAGCGCCCCCCAUGGCUUGGCACCAGUGCGGGGGAACCAAUUGCACUGCUCUAAAUCCACUUUUGCCCCAGCCCACAGUUGGGGGCACUAAAAUAGCUGGAGACUCACGUUUGGGAAACACGGCUUUAACCGGAGUUCCUUUGUUUCCCAAGCUCGAGUCUCCAGCUGUUUUUGGACUACAAUUCCCAUCAUCCCUUUCCUGUUAGCUAGGGAUGGUGGGAGUUGUAGUCCCAAAACAGCUGUAGACCCAAGUUUGGGAAACACUGUGUUAAAGGAGCAGUAAUGGGGACUGGGAACACAGCUUGAAAUUCUCCACUAACGCGCGCACACACACACACACACACAGCCUAUAUAUGUAUUAAUCUUGCAAAUUCCAGUUGCAUAACACAGUUUUGUCUCGAGGCUGGAGGGAGGGGUGAAUUUGCACAAUUCUGGUAUAUGCUAGUAGUCACAGGCUGUUGAAGGAUAAGGUCACCAAUUGGAAUCAGUUUCACUUGGGUCUUCCCAUUUGAGGCAUCCGGUUGGCCACUGUGAGAACAGGAUGCUGUACAACAUAGGCCAUUAGCCUGAUCCAACCUCUUUUUACACUUUGAUGGCUAGGUGAGCCUUUGGCCUGAUCUCUUAAGGCCCUUCUUGUGUUCUCAGAAUGAGCUACACAGGGCACAGGAACCUUUGGUAUGGUCCUAAGGGAUCAGCACACCUGGAUUGUGUCUUGCCUAAAGAUGCUCAAGAAACCCUUUCUUUCUGUCCAGUUCUUAAUCUGUAAAGAAGCAAAUAGACCAAACAGGUGUGCAGUUCUCUUCCUCCCACUGCUUUCUGACUCUUUGUUUGGCUGUUGAUGCUGCCUCCCAGGAGAACAUGCCCUCCACCCACAAACUCCCUAAUAUACAUGUGCAUCUGAUUACCCAGAUAUGCAUAAUUUUAAGGGAUUGCCUGUGAUGGAUGUGUGUAAUUAAGGAGUCCUAAAUUAGCCACUGGCAGUAGCAAAUUGGCUACAAACCCAGCAGAGUUCAGCCCCACCCAUGCUCACCCACUUUACAUAAUGUGUUGGCAUAACCCUGGCAUGUGCCACAGUAGCCACAGCUACUGGGUAAAGUGAGCUUAGUCAGAGAGCAGAAGCCUUGGCAAAUAAUACAAGGGGAGGCCGCCCAUUGUACCGCUGUGUGAGUCCCUGUUCUCUGGGCCAAAUUUGCUGCAAAUUGGAAUAAAUGCCCACAUCCUGGCUUGGUGCUUCGCACUUCCUUCGUCUUGCACACACGCUCCCUGCAGACUUCUGUUCAGCAGUUCUGGUCUGUAGGGUUGAAUCCAGUGUUUGCCCUACUCAGAGUAGUCCAUUAAUUUCAGUGUGCCUACUCUGAAUGCAACCCAUGGACUGCAAAUAGUAAAUUCAUGAAGGAGGAGGCUGCCCAUUGCAUCUCUGUACAGGUCCCUGUUUUCUGAACUUGUUCUGUUGCAAAUUGCUGCAGAGUAUAUGCACUGGAGAUAAGUAGCUAUUCCAGCAGCAUGACUUAGCUGGAGGCAACCCACAGACUGCAUAGAGUAAAUCAAUCAAGGGGGAGGCUGCCCAUUGCAGCUCUUUGUGAGUCCCUGUUCUGCAGCAAACGGGAAGAAAGGACCCGAUAGUGCCUUAAAACCUGGCUGUGAGUGCUUUGCACUUUCUUUGCAGCGCACACAAUUUCCUGGGUAUCGUGUGAGCUGGCCUUUCCACUUCCAAUUCAGAGAGAGCGGCGCUUCGCCACUGCCAGAAGCUUAGGGGAAAACGCUGGUCAAAGAACACAAGUUAUGUAACAUCCCCAGGGCGAUGUUUCCCGACCUCCUUUUUUAAAAAAAGUUCUUAGCAGAGGAAGACGGCCAGAAUCUUGCCUUCCCUGUUUACUGGCUAGGUCAGUGGACUGCUACCUCUGCCAUCAGCCUUGCUGAGCAUGGGUGUGGGUGGGAAGAACAGCUCUGUUUUCUCUCCGGACGGACCCGUGUCAAAAGAGCCAUCUUUCACCUUGGCCUGUGUCUGCAGGGCUUGGAAGAUGCGUUGCCUGCUUCUGUUUCCUGUGUUGCUAGAGCGUAGAAGGGUUUUUCCACACAGCUUUUAUAGUGUUUUCAAGAAGGUCGGCUCGCUGUUUCCCUUUCGCUCUCUCUGCCCGGCUCCAGAGGGCCAGAAGUCGCCAGCUUCUUACUUAAUCGGACAUUUGCUGCCUUAAACAGGAAGAUGGUGGUUCUUGUGGAUUUGUUGCUGCUUUGCUAAAGGGGCCGAAAGCUCUAGAUUUUGGGAUGUUUUGCAGUUAAUCUGUGAAGCAUAGCCGUAAAGGCACAAUUUCUGAUUACUGUGUGUCAGGGCUGCCUUGACACUGUGGCAUUAUGUUCUGACUUCCGUGGUGAGUGGUUCCCCAACCCAAGUCUGCUUUGGAGAAUGUGCAUGUGAGAGAGAGAGAGGGAGGGUGGGGGGAUGAUUUUUUCCCAACCAACUUUGGGGAUGGGGGUGUCACUUUGUGUGAUGUAAAACAUUCCCAAAGUUGUGCUUAUGUGCAUUCCCUCCCCCCACUAGUGGCCUGCAAAGAAACAAUUGUGAUUUUGCAAAGCUGAUUUUGAUGCAAGGUACGAGGUGUUUCCUCACCAGGGACUAGAAUGCUGGAUGGUUUGAAAUCAAAUUUAAACCACUGUCAAGGCUUGUCCUCGCCACGGACUAGAAUGCUGGAUGAUUUGGGAUUUUGCAAGCAGCUGUUCCUGAAGGGGUGUCCUUUCAAUUGCAGUUGGCGACCCAUUCCCCCUAAUGGAGCCACCGCUUUGCUUGAGUCUUACUUCCUGGCUUCUCCUAGAAUCCUCAUAGCAAAUUCCACGUUCAGGAUUGAAAAUAACACAAGACUGUUAUGCGAACCUGUUGUGAGGCCUCACCCGGGAUGGCUGUGUCCCCUUCUGGUCGAUGCACCUUCUUUUAACAACAACAACAAUCUUUAUUACGGUCCAGAGACCCAACAAAACAUUACAAAUCAAUACACAGUUCAUACAGCCUACCUUUUAAAAAAAAAGGUAUUGUACACCUGCCAGUCAGUGCAGACAGUACUGAGCUAGGUGGUCUGACUUGGUAUUAAGGCAGCUUCUACGCUUCUAUAUCAUAAGAGAAGGGCUGUAGCUUAAUGGUAGAGCAUCUGCUUUGCAUGCAGAAGGUCCCAGGGUCAAUCCCCACCAGCAUCACUUGGUGGGCAGUUUGUGAAAUUCCCCAGGUGCCAUGGGUCCCUGAGGAUCAUCUAGUCCAACCCUCUGCAAUGCAGGGAUAUGCCGCUGUCCCAUACGGGGAUGAAACUUGCAACUUUGGUGUUAUCAGCACCCUGCUGUAACCAACUGAGCUAUGAGGUUUGGAAAUCUUUGAAGUGAUCCAUGAGGACUACUGCCCCUUGCCAAACAAAUCUCGCAAUCACUCCUCUCCCUGCCCACCCACCCUGCAAAAAAAAUAUUGGCUGUUAAAGUUUGUAUUUGGAAGGGGCUCUCAUAACAAGGGACUUUCCUUUUUGAAGUUUCCUGGCUUAGCCUGGGCAGGGUUUUUGUCUGCUGUUUGGACAAGCGUUGCUUAAUCCGCUUCAUAAGAUUCCCGGAACUGUCCCAAAAAGUUCUCAUUUCAACAAAGGAAAUCUGGGGGAAAGGCUAAAAGUCAAAGUAAGGCCCCACUUUUCCUGGGGCACUCCUCGAAGCCUCUGCGGGCGAUGGGCUGGCGACCCCGAAUGGGGACCCAAUAAAAAUAACCUGAAUUGAAACUGCUGCCUGGCUCAUCUACCCUGGAUCCUCCUUUCAUUCUUGUGGGGUGUUCCAGGCCCCCAAGAGUAUAACAGGAUAUACUGCAGCACCACUACCUUUAGUAGUCGCAGAAGGGCUUUGACCGAAAUUGUGGGUGCCCCAUGCGACAAAAAGUAAAACCGUGCCCCUGUAAGAGGCAAGAACAGUGACUCAUACUGAGGGGCAACAGGCAGCCACCUCUCCACAGGUAACUUUAUGUACAGUAUUGGUUGCAAUUGAUCCAGUGGAGAUGGAAUUUGCCGUCACUCCAUAAGUGAAUGCUGAUUGGAAAGAUGUGCAAUAUCCAGGAACAGCAAUUCGUGCAGAGGUGCAAUGGGCAGCCUUGUCAGUCUGAUUGUACUUCUUGUUUUUUAAGAAAGAUUUAAAUGGUUCCUCAGUUGCAGCACACCUAGUAGCGAUCAGAUUUCUGAUUUCUGUGGCUGACUAUGUGAGCUUCUCUGUCACCGAGGAUUUAGUUCAGGGUGUGUUGGAGAGUUUUGUUGUUGUUGUUGUGGGGGUGGGGUUUGGGGGUUUUUUUGCUUUCAAAGGAAGCAUCUCAGCCAGGCUUAACCACCAAAACCAGCUCGGUGGAGCUGCUUCCGUUACUGGGUUGGCAGUGUCGGGGAGGGGAGAGAUCAUGCUUCUCCCCUUCAUCUUGCCAGACUCUUCUGAAUCAAGAAUGAGUAAUGGCUGCUUGCAGGAGAGGCCCUCUCUGUCUCUCUCACCCUUCAAAGAUCCUGAAAAGAGAAUUUAGCAAUACACUGGGCCCUGUGAGCAGCAAGCAUCAAAAUCAAGCACUGCUGGAACAGAAAUCCCUCUCCCAAAGUGCAUCCGUAGGGGAGGAUGACAAGGGACCAGGCCUUCUUGGUGGUGUCCCCCAUGUGUGAAACUCUCUUCCCAGUAAGGUUCAACUGGGUGAACCUGGUUGAACAUCUUUUCGCAACGAGGUACAUAGUGUGCUGCCAAACCUUUGUAAUGCUGUGAUGCAGGGUGAGCAGGUGUGGUUGUGUCGUGUCAUAGGAAGCUGCCUUAUCAGACCGCUGGUCCACCUAGCUCAGUAUUGCCAACACUGGCUGGCAGCAGCUCACCUGUGUUUCAAACAGGGGCACUACCUGGAGAUGCUGGGGAUCAAACCGGGGACCUCUGAUGCACUACCACUAAGUUGCAGCCCUUCUUUAUGCAUUGUGUUAUUUUUACACGAGUUUUUGUCAGCUCCUCCUAAAUUAUGCGCACCGUUUAAAAUAUGUUGCUAGUCUCUUGGACACCUUGUUGUACAACAAGCAACUGGCAGCUGAAAUAAAAGCAAUAUUGAAUGAUCCCUAGAGGAGGAGCGAUUUGUGACCUUGUGUGUUGCUAAAACACACACCUGGUUGUCUGCGUAAGACUCGUCAUCGCCACAAGUGCGCAAGAGCGCCUCCCUGGAGCGCACGUCUGCAUUGCUUCCCCUUUUGGCCGAACUGUGCCCAGACCUGGCUCCUUUUGGCAGGGGGUGGCGUGUGCUCAGUUUCCCCUUUAAUUAGAGAGCUCUGUCUGAGCUGCUGCCAGCCCAGCUGCUCUGCGGUUACGCCUCUGUCCAAGAGAGAAAGAGGCAUCGGAGGUGUCCAAUUAGCUGCAGGCCACCUUCCUGUCUUGGCGUGAUCUCAUUCUUCAGAUGUUGCUUUCUGGUUCCCGGAGCUCUGGAGAGGACAAAAGAGGGUGAUGAUGAUGAUGAACUGAGGCCUUCUUCUGGAAGCCUGUUGAGCCAGCUUUUGGCUUGUGCAAAAUGGAAUAGGUAAUGCUGCAUUUUUCCUGUUUUAUUCGCAGUGCCAGGGUGAGUUGUUUCAGGCCCAUGGGCCAUAUCCGGCCCUCCAGCUGUCUUUUUCUCUCCCAGGGCCACACUGCCUUUCUGGCACUGAUUUACAUCUUGUCCUUGAGUUUGUUUGUUUUUGCCUGAGCUCUGAUCAUGCCUCUUGCUUGUUUGUACAGUAUAUGGAAAAGGCUGGGGGGGGGUUAAACUAGAUUAUUGUGCAAAGGUAGAAUCCACAUUCUUGCUCCACCCACUUUUGCCUCUGGCCCCACCCACCAAUGGGAUGUGGCCCUCGGAAGGUUGCCAAAAAAGUAAUGUGGCCCUCAGGCUCAAAAAUAAUCAAAUGAUCAGCUUUGCCUCUUCUUUAUGUUGCUGGUGGUAUAUACAGUAUACCUUUUUCAAGCCAGGGUGCCUAUAAAGUGUUUGUGUGUAUAAUAUAUAUAUAUAUAUAUAUAUAUAUAUAUAUAUAUAUAUAUAUGUAUAAUUCUGUGUGUGUGCUGGACACAAGGUCUGAUUCACUCUCCCUACCAUUUUCCCCCCAUGCCAAGCGAAAUCCUGAUCAUGAGUAACGGUUAUGACUGCACCUGGCAGCCUUUCUGGGAGAUUGCCUCAUUCCAGGAAAUGUUUAAAACAUUUUUUUUUCUUAGAAAGCGAGUUCCCACCCUUAUUAUUAUUAUUUUUUCAAAUGUUUUCGCCAUCUCUUCUGCCUCUCCCCCCCCCACACACACCUACCCCCCUCUCUCUCAAAAAAACCCAAAACCCCCACAGUGGACCCGGCUUCUCUGCCAUAUUACAGAAGAUCCCUUGUUAUAAAGCAAACUGGAAUGUAGAUUUUGUGGUACGUGUCUGAGGAUGGGUGUGAAUGAGGGUGAUUCUCCUGAGCCACUGCUGCAAGAUGGUCAUAUCUUGGUGCCUGUCCUCUGCAUUUUCCUUAAGGGAAUCAGAACUUCUUCACUUAAGAGUUUCACGACUCUUAUAGAGUGGCUCCCUUCUGAUCUGUCUUGAUCUAACGUGGAUCAUUCUGGAGAAGCAAAACAGGGUGUGUGUAUUUUGAUUAUCUUACCGUGUUUUUCCCCACACAAACUCUUUCCCCCCCCCUUGGAUUUCCACUAACAUUUUGGGAUUCUUUUUGCCAAGCAUGGAUGGAAUGUGAAACUACGAACACUCCGAUGUGUUUGUUUUCCUGCUAAUUUCCCCAUUUUGCUGCUUGUGAAUUCUUCCAAGGGGCUACUGGCUGGGAUGAAAUAAUUGUAAUAUUCACCCAACUUUCCCUGCAUUUGCAAAAAAAUUAAAAAUGAGACCAGUGGUCGAGGGUCCUCCUAGGUGGUCCAUUGAAGUUCGUAAUCCCACCAGCCUCUGUCCAUGUUGUGGUGAUGAAAUUGGGGUGGGGGGGUAUUAGGGAUUUGAAAAGCGUUGGUUUUGAAAUAGUAAAGCUUUUUAUGGCUCCAGACCCUGUUAUUAUUAACAAUAAUAUUUCAUUUAUAUCAACCCUUUCCUCCAAGGAGCUCAAAGUGGUGCACAUAGUUUUUCCUCUUCCAUUUUGUCCUCGCAACAACUGUCUGAGGGUAGGCUCUGCUAAGAGACUGGUCCAGGAUUAUAUCAAAUGAGUUUCAUGGCUGACUAGGGAACUUGAACUCUGGUCUCCCAGGUCCUCGUCCGACACUCUAACCACUGCACCACACUGGCCCACGUAAUAAAUAAGUAAAUAAUCUUGGGAGUCUGGGGCAGGGGGAAGAGUGAUGGUCAAGCUACCCUAAGGUUGCUAGGCGACACGCAACUCUACUCCCAGGCUUCCCUCAGGCAACAAGGCCCUAUGACAAUCGGAGUCUUAUUUUCAGAAUGUGGAACCUCGCCAGCCUUCUGUGUUGAGGAACCGUGAUUCAAGUUGCCGGCCUAGAACCCGCCAGGCCUUCUCAUAGGAUGUCUGUCCCGUGCUUGUUUUUCCUCUACUGUUGUGCCGGCGUCCUUUAUCUCCUCCGGCAAGCCAAACGGAUUCUGUGGAGCCUCCCAUCGCACGGCCUCCCCAUGUGUGAAGUUUUAAUGUUUAACUCUUCUUCCCCGCUUCUUGUUUUUCUCCUUUCCAUCCAUUAGGCGAUUCUGACGGGAUCUCUCGUAGCAACCUGUGAGAGCUUGAAUGACACCCGUGCACGGCCAGCGCGAUUGAUGAGCCUGCUUUGGGUGCCUAUUAAUAGACGGUAAAGAUGGGGCAGAAAGUCACCGGCGGGAUAAAGACUGUGGAUAUGAGGGACCCUGCCUACAGGCCCCUAAAACACGAGCUCCAGGGGCUGGAUUACUGCAAGCCGGCUCGCUUGGACCUCCUCCUAGACAUGCCCGCCGUCUCCUAUGAGAUUCAGCUGCUGCACUCAUGGAACAACGACGACCGCUCACUCAACGUCUUUGUGAAGGAGGACGACAAGCUCAUAUUUCACCGGCAUCCGGUGGCCCAGAGCACGGACGCCAUCCGGGGCAAGGUGGGCUACACGCGGGGUCUCCACGUCUGGCAGAUCACCUGGGCGAUGAGGCAGCGCGGCACGCAUGCGGUGGUCGGCGUGGCCACGGCGGAUGCCCCCCUGCACUCGGUGGGGUACACGACACUCAUCGGGAACAACCACGAGUCGUGGGGGUGGGACCUCGGGCGGAACCGGCUGUACCACGAUGGGAAGAACCAGCCCAGCAAGACGUACCCGGCCUUCUUGGAGGCCGACGAGACUUUCAUCGUGCCCGACUCGUUUUUGGUGGUGCUGGACAUGGACGAUGGGACCUUGAGUUUCAUCGUGGACGGACAGUACAUGGGGGUUGCUUUCCGGGGACUCAAAGGGAAAAAACUGUAUCCGGUCGUGAGCGCCGUGUGGGGCCACUGUGAAAUUAGGAUGCGCUACUUGAAUGGGCUUGACCGUACGUAUUCUCUCUCCUUCAUUUUUCCUACCUGGACUUGAGAGUCUGAAUUGGCUCCUGUGUCUGAGUCACUUUUCUAGGGUUGCCACUUUUCAGUCUUUCCACCUGCUGAGUAAUUUUGUCACCUUUCUGCAUUAGGUAGCCCUGGGUCGUCUAGUUACUCCCACUUGUAGGCAUUUAUGCUGCCUUUGGAGCGGGAGGGUGCCUGUUGCAUCUCUGAAUGAUGCAUUACUCUGGGCUGGUCUACCUCUAAGCCAGGCGAUUGUGUGUGGCUUUUCAGAAGGCAGGUAAUUCCCUUCCUCCCUUUCUCCAACACUUUAGAAAUUAAUCUGUUGAGGGUAAGUAAGCCUCCCAUUCUGACUCAGAAUUAAAAUCAAGAACUUAGGGGACUCCAGGUCUGGAGGUUUUCCACGGAGCUAUCCUCCCUGGGUCCUCCAUAUGUUUCUGUGAAUGCAUGUAUGCUUUUAAGAAAGUGCAACACGCCAGACACUUGUCUGCUUAUCUAAAUUCCCGUUAAGGGUAAGCGGGGCUUUGUGCUGAGUCACAGCUUUUGAAAAUGACUCAGUGAAAAAUAUCUGGCCUGGUCACCUCUAGUCCUUUUUAGCCUGUCUUCUCCCUGCGGUGUGUGAUACCUUCUGUUGUCCGUCUCUGGUUUCUCCCAGCUGCAAACACUUUAGUGGCACAUCCUGUGUUUUAUUACCCCAUGCAGUUUGCAAAUGUGUGUGUACUUGGCAGGGAAACCUGCUUCUCAAAACGGAAGUGGGCACAGAUUGCAGGAAGCACAGGAGAGGCAGUGUUCCUCGCUUCCUCCUCCCCCCCCCCCCAGCCGCCCCCCCACCCCAGUGGGGACCCCCUUUUAAGUGACGUUUUACAGGGCUAUCCCACCAUCCUCCUUUGCGCCUGUUGUUCAGAGGAGACAUGGCAGGCAGAGGCAUCCCAGGAACACCUAAGCGGGCCCCGUUGAAAAGUGGUUAAAAGACCAGCUCACUUCCUUUUGCUAAGUGAAACCCACACAGUUCAUUGCUUUAGCGUCUCUUUGUGAAAAUGACAGGUAGAACUGAAGUACAGUUCAUAUGGACUAGGGAACUACCCAGAAUGUUCCAAGUGGAGGAUGUUUCUGUGAUCCCAGAGUACCCAACAGCAGGCGAGGUGGCCCACAGCCUCCCUGCGUGAUUACCUGUUCUGGCCUCACUUUGUGUGGAUCAGCAACUUCUGGGUUCAAGUGUGGAUGCUUCUGCUUGGCACUCUGAUUGACGAGUGCCCGACUCAUUCAGUAACCCCCGACGCAGAAGUGCAGCAUGUAAGACUGCCCAUUCCCCCAGAAGAGGCUGCCUGUCGCAUCUCUGCAUGAGUGGGCAUGCCUUGCGCCUGGUCCAGGAGGUGGCGCUCAGAACAUUGACAACUGGAAUCCAAAGCUACUGGAGGGCCCCAGGUUGGAAGAAACUAUGAUCACUGGGGCUACCAGUUGCUGGAAACUACAGGAGGGGGUUUGCUCUUGUGCUGGAGUCUCGCUUGCAGCUUUCCAUCUGAUUGGCCGCUGUGAGAACAGGAUGCUGGACUAGACGGGCCAUUGGCCUCAUCUAGCAGACUCUUCUUACAUUCUUGAAGUAAGCUCAAUUUUGACAACCAGCAAGGCACUCUCAGGCUCAAGAGCCGUUGUUUCAUAUGUUGUACAUUGCACAUUCCUGGUUUUGGUGUCUUCUCCAGAACACCCCCACCCCAGAAAUGGGUUUGCCGACACAGCUGGCUUUCAGAUGCGAAGUGUACACUUAGCAGCCUGAUGGAGCACACGCCCAAAGCUUCCCCUGCCUUCUCAAGCCCAGAUCUUAUUGCCAUCUCUUAAGAAACAAAACUGGAUCCUUCUUCACGUGGCGCAAAGUUAAACUGUGGAACUCACUCCCACUGGAGGCAAUGACUGCCACCAGCUUGGAUGGCUUUGUAAAAAAAGAUAAUGCCACUUAGGCCUUUCUUUCUCUAGCCAGCAAGGGCUUUUAAAAAGAAAUAAAAUGUAAGUACAGUGGUACCUCAGGUUAAGUACUUAAUUUGUUCCGGAGGUCCGUACUUAACCUGAAACUGUUCUUAACCUGAAGCACCACUUUAGCUAAUGAGGCCUCCUGCUGCUGCCGCGCUGCCAGAGCACAAUUUCUGUUUUCAUCCUGAAGCAAAGUUCUUAACCCGAAGCAAUAUUUCUGGGUUAGUGGAGUCUGUAACCUGAAGCGUAUGUAACCUGAGGUACCACUGUAUUGGAAGAGAAAGUAGUCCAUAUUCUGCACUAAGAGAACCUGGUUUUUGUGGGGGAAACCUUCUCUUUGUAACCCAGUUUGCUUAAGUCUGAGUUGUUUGUGCAGAGUCUCUUUCUGACUAUGAGGAGCUGCCCCAGGCCUAAACUUGGCGCUGAAUUCCUGCCCCUGGAAAUUCUACUUACUGACCUGACUCCCAGUAUUGCGCCAGCAACUCUCUGCAGCCUUCAGGGCUAGUAAGUUGUUUCUCUUCUUCCAUGAAGUUGAGGUUAUCAGGAUGGCCUGUUCUGCAGUUGACUAGAAUUGCAACACUGGCCUUCUUGGCCAGAGGCAGCUGCUUGGGGGGUGGGGACGUGUAUGGCUGGAUCUAGCUGGAUCUAUUUCAUUUGCCUGCAGGUUACAUCGCCGUAGCCUUAAGACUGAAGGAUUCUCCUGCCGUGGGGGCUUCUUGGCAAAAUAACAUUCAAGCUACAGGUUUGGCAGGUCAUGGCUGUCACAGACCCUUUUAACAUUUGGUUGUAUCAAGGCCUAUGCAACACUUGAGCAUUACCUGUUUUUGCUCUGUGUCUUCCAAACUGAGAGGCUCCGUGUGGCGGUUUGUUGUACACCAAUAGUUAUGCAGUAGAAGUGGCCAUGCAGUCAGCACACAAGUGUGUUUUGAGUUACGCUUGCAUCAAUCUGCAAGCAGAAAUUAGGAACCUCUUGUGGAGGUGUGGGCUGUUUCUUUUCAAAACCUAGAGCAACCUUUGCCAACCUGGUUGGUCCUACAAAGGAGAGGAACUCAAGACCCAUUCAGAGGGCCCUCUGACUGGCUGGAUGGUAGAGCAUCUGUUUUGAAUGCAGAAGGUCUAGUCCGCAAUGACAUCUCCAAGUAGGGCUGGAAGAGACUCCCUGUCUGAAAUCCUAGGGCAGGCAUAGGCAGACUUGGCCCUCCAGAUGUUUUGGGACUACAACUCCCAUCAUCCCUAACUAACAGGACCAGUGGUCAGGGAUGAUGGGAACUGUAGUCUCAAAAUAGCUGGAGGGCCACUUGGUCCUCCAGCUGUUUUGGGACUACAACUCCCAUCAUCCUUAGCUAGCAGUAGUCAGGGAUGAUGGGAAUUGUAGUCCAAAAACAGCUGGAGGGCCAAGUUUGGGAAACCCUGGUGUAAACAGCACUGAUCUCAAUAAUCUGGACAAGGAACACCGAGCUGAGCUUUCCAACUUCCCUGGUGGAAGCAGAAUGCACUUGGACUUCACCAGUGACUUCGCGUUCCAGAAGUUUGAAGUUAUAUUUCUCUCUUCCUCUGCCUGCUGCCCCCGCCCCCAGUUUUCCAAGCCAGCCGGCGGUCUUCCUUGUGAUCAAGGCUCACGUCUUCAACUACCUCAGUGGAAAAUGUGUCUGGGGAGGAAAUUGCAGCUGGAAGUAAGUCACCGCGCUGAGGCUCUACCCAAACAAAAAGGGAGUUUUUGUUGCCCAUAUCUGUGACGUCGGCUCUGCGCGGGGGGCCUGUGCAGGUGUCCUGCCUGCAGAGUCGGUCAGCGAGCAGGGUGGGGCUCCUUUUCAGGAAAUCUUAAGUCAACAAAAUGCAAAUUUCCUCAGAUCCUUGCCAGGAGAGAAAGAUGCUACCUGGAUUGAGAUUGGCCAGUGCUCCCAGCUGGGAAGAUGUGUCGCAAAGUUGUGGGAUGUUUUUCCAGGGCCUGUCUUGAGAAGGGCAGUAGCUCCGUGGCGGUGUUUGCCUUGCAUGCAGAAGUCCACAGCAGCAUUACCAGGUAGUGCCGGCUGCGAAUGCCUCUUCUCUGAAAACCCUGGAAAGCCACUGCCAGUCAGUGUAGACGGUACUGAGCUAGAUGGAUCAACUAUCUGAUUCAGAAUAAGGCAGUUUCCUAUGUUGCAAGGAAAUGGCCCUAGCUCAGUGGUAGAGCACCUGCUUUGCAUCCUGGUGGUUCAGUCCCCACUGUCUCCAGGUAGAACUGACAAAGAACCCUGUCUGAAAACCCUGCCAGUCAGUGUAGACACAGCUUGGCUAGAUGGACCCAAUGGUCUGACUCAGUUUAAAGCAGUCUCCUGUGAGAUCCUGAGUAGUUUUAUUUAUCUUCUUAUUUAUAACAAUACUUAUAAUAUGUACUGCAAUUUCUUUAGAAAAAUCAAAACAGUAUAGACACACACUCAUACAACCAAAAUUAAUUAGCCAGCUAAGAGUUCUUCUAAGGGACAUGGGUGGCGCUGUGGGUUAAACCCCAGAACCUAGGACUUGCCAAUCAGAAGGUUGGCAGUUCGAAUCCCCGCAAUGGGGUGUGCUCCCAUUGCUCGGUCCCUGCUCCUGCCAACCUAGCAGUUCAAAAGCACAUCAAAGUGCAAGUAGAUCAAUAGGUACCGCUCCGGUAGGAAGGUAAUCGGUGUUUCCGUGCGUUGCUCUGGUUCGCCAGAAGUGACUUAGUUAUGCUGGCCACAUGACCCGGAAGCUGUACGCCGGCUCCCUCGGCCAAUAAAGCGAGAUGAGCUCCGCAACCCCAGAGUCGGUCACGACUGGACCUAAUGGUCAGGGGUCCCUUUACCUUUACCUUAAGUGUUCUUUUAAAAGUUUUUUCAUUAGUUGUUUGUUUGCAUAAGAAGAGUUUUCAGCCAUCUAAGGCUGAAAACCCAGGCUGGUGUCCCUCCAAAUAUUGAUGAUCUCCCAUCAUCCCUGACCAUUGAGCAUGCUGGCCGAGACUGAUGGGAGUCGGAGUCCAACCGCACCUGGAAGUGUACCAUAUUGGCUACCUCUGGUGUAAAAGUUGCUGAGGGCACCUGUUCCAUCUCUGUGAGAAGACUCUGCAACACUGGACGAAUGACACCAGAGGCUUUGCUUCAUGCUGAACUGAACGUGCAAGUGAUUUUGAAGACCGAGCUUGGGGUAUCAGUGUUUAUGAAGGCCAGGGCUGUUAGUUAGAACAAGAUCUGGCAGGAAGUAUCUUUUCAUUCAAGAGAGAUUGAGCCAGGCUAGUGGAAGGCAGAUGUGGCAAAACCUGGGGCCUAUGUAUGCGCUCCACAUCCACAGGAGCGCCAUUGUGUACGGUGUUGGGUGCAGAAGCGUGGACGUGGUUUUCUUAAACUGCUGUAUCUUGGCUGGGUUCUUUUAAAAAACAAAACAGAUUUGUCUGAAGUUUGGACAACUUCUGGCAUGCAGUGUGUGGGGUGCUCCGUGCCAGAUUUCAGACUGCUUGAAGAAAUCCUCUUCAUUUUAUUAACAUUUGGAGAACAUUAUUGUCGUGGAAUGUUUGUAAGAGACAGGCGCGCACAGUGUGUCUGUAUUAAACAAGACAUGUAGUCCUGUACCGAGGCUCUAACGGAGCUGUGUUUGUAGAACUAUAGCUGUACCUCGGGUUAAAUACGCUUCAGGUUACAGACUCCACUAACCCAGAAAUAGUGCUUCAGGUUAAGAACUUUGCUUCAGGAUGAGAACAGAAAUUGUGCUCCGGCGGCACGGCAGCAGCAGGAGGCCCCAUUAGGUAAAGUGGUGCUUUAGGUUAAGAACAGUUUUAGGUUAAGAACGGACCUCCGGAACGAAUUAAGUACUUAACCCGAGGUACCACUGUAGAUCAGUACUGCUGCUUAUGACAAUAAUUGUAGUUGAAGAGUGCUGGGAACUGCACCUCUGUGAAGGUUGAACUACGGUUCCCAGGAUUCUUAUUGAGGAAGACAUGUGCUUUAAAUGGAUGGUGUGCAGGCAGCCCUGGAUUCUAUACUGAUAAACAUCCUCUUUCAGUCUUUUGCAUGCUGCAAAGGGGUGCUUUGUACUGUACAUUCUUAAUUCUUAGCACUGAAGUUAAUGCUCUUUGGCUCUCUUUUUUCCCCUCUCCUGCAGCUGAACCUCUGCCUCUGAUGGACCUUUGCCGGCGCUCCGUCCGCCUUGCCCUGGGCAAGGACCGCUUGAACGAGAUCCACGCACUGCCACUGCCAGAAUCCCUGAAGAGCUACCUUCUCUAUCAAUGACCCCCUCGUUUUGAGGCGGGAUGGACAGACACUCUCGCGAGAAGCAAAAGAGAGAGAUCGAUUGAGUGGACUACAGUAUUCUUGGAUAUUAUAUCUAUAUAUAUAUAGACAUACAUCAAACUUUCACUCUCCUAAUCUGCUUCAGUCGAUCCCAGCUUGGAUCCAGUCCCUCUCCCCAUGCCAAAUUAGGGGGUCGGGGAGAGAAACCUACAAUACAUGCCUUUCGAAGAGCCCAACCUACUUAAAAGCCAUGUUCUGCCCUCCAGAGAUCUCUGUUGCAAGAAGUCGACAUGAUGGAAUUAAAGGUACCAGGUGCUCAGAUGGGGGUACAAGAUGGUUUGCCACGGACCUGAGGAUUUGAUUUUUUUUAUUUAAAAAAACCUGCCCAGCAACGCUUCAAGGAGAAGAUGAUGACACCAAAAAUAUUGCUCCGUGCGGACGUUGUUUUUAAACGAUACUGGAAUAGGCAGCCGUUGUGGGUGUCAAAGAAAUGUCUUAUGCCCUGUAUGCGAAUCCUGCUCCUCUUUAAUUUUGAUUCUGUGUUGGCCUCUGCCUUCAGACCACUCAAAUUGCUUGCCUUUCUUUUCUUUUUUCUGGGAAUUCACUUGAACCUGUAGCCUGGGAGUUGGAGAUAUGGGGGGUUACCAUGGGAUGAAGCUCCAGUAGCUCAGGGUUGGAGACCCUGUGGGUCAUCUGGAUGUUGUUGUGCUACAGCUCCCAUCAUGCCUGACCACUGGCCUCAGUGACUGGAGCUGAUGGGCGUUGGGAGUCAACCAUCAUCUGCAGGGCCACUGGUUCCCCAUACCUGCUUGUGAAACAGCUAGAGAGCCCACCUUGGGUUAGGAUGUGGUUGUGAGUGAUGAAGUCUCAAGAAUUUGCUCUCCUAGACUGGCUUUGCCUUGAGUUCCUUGGCAAUACUCCCAUCAGCUCCCCCUCUUUAGCCAAGUCUUGGUUUUAGUUUAGUUGACCUGUGAAAUGGGUUUAAAAUAGGCAUGGAGUUGUCAUCCAGCAGCAUCUGAAGGACCGCAGUUUAGCCACCCCUGAUUUAAAAUCCUGGUGAUGCCUGGGUUUAUCUCCUGCUUUCUUAAGCCAGCUCUCUUUCCCAUCACAGUAUGUUGGUCACAACCAUUGGCGUUCCAGUCCUGUUGGUGGGAUAUGGAGAAAGAUUUGGCCAAGCCAGUGACUAUAGUUUUCUUUGUAGUGUCUGCUCCUAUCAGAUUUUAUUUUUUCGUCAAAAGAGAAUUCUCCAUCUUGGCCUUACCCUGUCCCUGAACACAGCUAUCUUGUCAGGCUACAUUCUUACUGUGCAUUUAAAGCACAAUGCUACCAUGUUUAACAGUCAUAGCUCUCCCAUCAAAGAAUUCUGGGAGCUGUGGUUUGUUCAGGGGGCUGAGAGUUGUUGGAAGACCUGCCCACCUCAUUCCUGUUAGAGCUAAAAUCCCCAGAGUUCCUUGUGAAGGAAGGAAUGAUGGUUAAUUCAUACUGGGAGAGAAAUAGGGGUCUUCUAACAACUUGCAGCACCCUCAAUAAACUACAGUUCCCAAAAUUCUGGUGGGGGACAGCGGAAGCCGUGACUGUUGAAAGUCGUAUCCUAGUGGUCAAAGUGGAUGUUUUGAAUGUGGCCCUAGAGUACCAGCUAUGGAUUGACCUUAGCACAGAAAGAGAGCUGAAUCUUGUUGAGAGAAAACAUGCCCCAGUUUGGUGCAGGGCAGGAAGUGUCAAUGUGAACACUACAGUCCUUGAAGACUCAAGAGUACAUCCUUCGUAUGCAAGGCACACAAGGUUUUCAUCUAGAAGAGCAAAUGUUCUCCUUUAUCCGAGCAACCUGAAAGCCUUCCCCAAAAAGCUUCUGAACUGCCAUCACAGAGGGGUUUAUUUGCACAAUUUUUUUUCCAUUAUGGGGGAGGAAAAUAAAUCUGCCUCUCACUUUCCCACCCUCACCAUACUUGUGUCAGGUGUGUUCUGUAGAGGUACAAAUGAGCUUAUUUGUUAGAAAAUGUUAAUAUAUUUUUGUGGGCGGGUGUUCCCCCCUUUGUAUAGAAGAGGACUGUUUGGGGGUUUUUUGUUUGUUUGUUUUUUAAAGAAAUGCUGCUGUAGGGUUUUUUAAAAAUGAAAAUAGCCUAGUUUUUAAGAAGCACAGAACUGGUGCCAAGUUUGGAUUUGGGAGGAGACCUUGACGUGCCUCCCUUUUUAAAGUCAACUGUUAUAAGUGGGACACUUUUUCAAAUUGCACAGAGGAUUUUAAUGUGUACAGAGCCAAGGAUUUUUAAACCAAUCCUAAUUGUGUCUUUUCCACUGACACUGGGAAUUGUCCUCGUCACCUCUUUGGUGUUUUUUUUCCUUUUCAUUUCUCCCGUUUUUGUUUCUCUCUAGUCUUCUACCACCCUUCCCAUCUCCUCUUUAUACCUCUUGGUGUAUUUGGCUUGUACGGUUUUUAAAUCUCUCACUAGUCCCACCCACUCCGUCCCCCAUUGACUGUAGAUAAUCAAUAACCAAAUUUAAAAAUAAAAAUUUAUUAAAUAUUGA
This is a messenger RNA of Podarcis lilfordi (Lilford's wall lizard), 37048 nucleotides long. The record is from the annotation of a GenBank genome assembly. NCBI's taxonomy places the organism in Eukaryota, Metazoa, Chordata, Lepidosauria, Squamata, Lacertidae.